AUGGACCCAAUUAUCUAUGGUGAUUAUCCAUUCAGCAUGAGAAGUAUUGUCACACCUAAAAUAAAUUUAAAAAACCGAUUAAAUUUACUACUGAUUAAAACAUCUGUUCAUGACAUUAAUCUUCGUUCUCUCUUUUUUCCAGCCAGUCGCAAUGGCAUCCUAAUCGGUCCACAGGAAGCUUCAAGUGAGCUUCAUGUCUAUCCUAGGGGUUUACGAGAUCUGCUCUUAUACGUGAAAGAAAAAUACAACAAUCCUCUUGUUUACAUAACUGAAAAUGGGAUUGAUGAAUUCAAUAAUGCAAGCUUACCGCUAGAGCAGGCAUUGAAGGAUCCCAUGAGGAUAGAUUAUUACCACCGCCAUCUUUUGUUCCUUGAAAGAGCCAUUAAGGAAGGUGUAAAUGUGAAAGGAUACUUUGCAUGGUCACUGUUAGACGGCUUUGAAUGGUCCUCUGGUUAUACUGUGAGGUUCGACAUCAACUUCGUCGACUAUAAAAAUGGCAACAAAAGAUACCCUAAACAGUCGGCUAUUUGGUUCAAGAAUUUCCUGCAGAAAUUGGAGUAGCCGGCUACCUAUUCUGAGUAUCAUAUGUAAUAAUGAAAUCAUUC
Molecule: messenger RNA, 605 nt
Organism: Mangifera indica (mango)
Lineage: Eukaryota; Viridiplantae; Streptophyta; Magnoliopsida; Sapindales; Anacardiaceae
Product: beta-glucosidase 13-like
Exons: 5
Coding region: 1-561 (186 amino acids)
Biological process (GO): carbohydrate metabolic process
Molecular function (GO): beta-glucosidase activity
Source: RefSeq, a predicted model, not a curated record